Leptosomus discolor (cuckoo roller) is the source of this 1320-nucleotide messenger RNA. The record is from RefSeq and is a predicted model, not a curated record. NCBI's taxonomy places the organism in Eukaryota, Metazoa, Chordata, Aves, Leptosomiformes, Leptosomidae.
GACAUUACUUUGAAGAUACAGUUCUUGAGGCUUCUUCAGAGCUUCAGUGAUCACCACGAGAACAAGUAUCUCCUUUUGAACAGCCAAGAACUUAAUGAGCUGAGUGCAAUCUCCCAUAAAGCCAACAUCCCUGAAGUUGAUGCAGUUGUCAACACAGACAGGAGUCUUGUCUGUGAUGGGAAGAGAGGUUUAUUGACCAGACUGCUUCAGGUCAUGAAGAAGGAACCAGCUGAAUCCUCCUUCAGGUUUUGGCAAGCAAGGGCAGUUGAAAGUUUUCUGCGAGGCACCACCUCCUAUGCAGACCAGAUGUUCCUGCUAAAGAGAGGGCUCCUGGAGCAUAUUCUCUACUGCAUUGUUGAUAGUGAGUGCAAAUCACGAGAUGUGCUUCAGAGUUACUUUGACCUUCUGGGAGAACUGAUGAAAUUCAAUAUUGAUGCAUUCAAAAGGUUCAACAAGUACAUCAACACAGAUGAGAAGUUCCAGAUAUUUUUAAAUCAGAUCAACAGUUCACUGGUUGACUCAAACAUGCUUGUUCGCUGCAUUACGCUGUCCCUGGACCGGUUUGAGAAUCAGUCUGAUGCUAAAGUUGCAGAAGUCCUGUCAGAGUGCCGCCUGUUAUCAUAUAUGUCCCAGAUGUCCAUGAGAAUGUCCUUCCUUUUCCGUCUCAUUAAUAUUAUUCAUGUACAGACGCUUACCCAGGAAAACGUCAGUUGUUUGAACACAAGUUUAGUUAUCCUAAUGCUGGCCCGAAGGAAAGAAAAGCUACCUUUUUAUCUGCGCACUUUGCAACAGAUGGAAUAUACAGAAAAAUACCCAGGCUUCAUCCUGAAUAACUUCCACAGUCUCCUGCGAUUUUGGCAGCAGCAUUACCUCAACAAGGAUAAAGACAGCACCUGCUUAGAAAAUAGCUCCUGUAUUAGUUUUACCUACUGGAAAGAGACUGUAUCUAUACUGCUCAGUCCAGACCGGACGUCCCCCUGUGCCAUAGUUAGCUACAUCGACGAGGCGUAUAUGGACAUUGACAGAGACUUUUCUGAGGAGUAAUUCUUCGCUCUGGCUUCUGACGGACAGCGCUCGGAGGGUACCUCGCAGCCCGUGGAUUUUCAGGGAUACGCUGUGUAGUGUGUGUGUGCGUGUGCAGCUUGGAACCGUGGAGCGUUACUGCAUUGUCAAAACCCCAGCCCCCUCCCGGCCCCCAUCUCUGAUCUCUAACGGAUGAGACUUCGAAAGCUCACUGGGCAACACAUUCAGGGAUGUAUCUUCCGGCUGUUCUGGGAUAAAAAUAAUCACCUGCAAAAACCAGCCUCUUUAUUUUUAUUU